AUGGAGGGUUUCGAAGACGGGCUCGUAUUGACGCCCAUCUUGGCCACCUCCAAAAUCCCAAUUCUUGCCUUGAUAAUUGGUUACUGCUACAAGGAUUUGCCACCGUCCACAGUCCCCCCGAUACUCUCUACCUUGGUCCAGCUUAUAGAACAUAACGACCUCAGGGAGAGCCAGACAGAGUUGAUCAGCCUGUAUUUUCCCUCUCUCAAGGAGAUUCUCAAAUUGAUAGAAGACGCGGUCACGUCUUUUGCAAAGGAGAUGAAUACGCAGACCCCCACGGAGGUGGCUAACGAUGUCAAAGCUGUUCAGAAAUACCUGCUAAAUUCGCUGUGGAGUAUAACUUCUCUGGACAUGUUCCACGAUUUUGUGUCCGGCGUCAACAGGCUGCUAGUAGACUAUGAGAACACACCCAAAAAUGAGAGUGUCGACAAAGGAACGCAACCGGAAAAGCUCCUUACCUCCUCCAGUUUUCUAGGCAGGUUUGUCUACAACAUAGCAAUCGCAUUUGAAGUGCUGGUGUUCGACGAUACUGUUGAGCUUUGGAACACGUUCCUCAAAUACAGGGAGGAAACGAAGGAGCUUUGGUCGAACCUCAAUGGCCAUGAGGUCAGACAGAGCCAUCAUGACGAACCACAAACGCAGUGGCAGAGACAGGUGCUGCGAAACAGCGGGUUACUGGACGCCCGUGUGGACGGCUCGCGUCAACAGGUUAUCUCGCAAAUUGACCUUGCACAGAUGCUCGAGCAGCAGGUUCAGAUAAUGCAAAAAUAUUCUCCUCCUCCGCCUCAAGAGUUGGAAACAAAGCGAUUAUGA
Molecule: messenger RNA, 813 nt
Organism: Ogataea haglerorum
Lineage: Eukaryota; Fungi; Ascomycota; Pichiomycetes; Pichiales; Pichiaceae
Exons: 2
Coding region: 1-813 (270 amino acids)
Biological process (GO): positive regulation of mitotic metaphase/anaphase transition; anaphase-promoting complex-dependent catabolic process; protein K11-linked ubiquitination
Cellular component (GO): anaphase-promoting complex
Source: RefSeq, a predicted model, not a curated record